AUGUCAAGACCUUCAAUCCAUAGUCGAACGACAAGUAUAGCAUCUACCAACAUUAUUAAAACCCCAAGUCCGAUAAAUUUAGUUACAAUUGAUAUUAAUGAAUUAUAUAAACACGUCAUAAAAGUCAUAUUAUUAGAAUAUAGCAAUGAAGCAAGAUUUUGGACACCAAUUAUAGAACCCAAUGUCAUGCUGAAUAAACGAGCAUCUCGUAUGAGUAUAUUAUAUGAUCAGAAUUUACCUGAUUCUGCUAUGAAAAUGCUUAAUGAGAAAUUGAAAAGUGUAAUGACAAAUACCACAAUAGUUGAUGAAAAGACUAGAAGAUCAUUAUUAAGAUUAUAUGGAGAAUUACUUGACCCAUCAAAGGAGAAAGAUUUAAAGAAAGUUGACUAUUUAAUUCCAAAAUUUGCUGCCUGUGCCAAUCAAGAAUUAAAGAAAAUAUAUAAUUAUGCUGAUGAUGAAUUGAGUGAAAUUGUGUUUAGCCAAACAAGAAAAUUCAUUGAUAUGCUUAUUAAUAUAGUAAACUCAACUAAGGAGAAAGAUUCAGCUAUAAUCUCAAAACUUCAAGACACCAAGCAGUCGUUCACGUCUUCUAAACAACGAACACCAUCUACCCAAGAUCAAUUUGAUGGAAAUGUAAAAUAUCCAAAGAAAUCUUAUCGACUCACAGAUUUCAAUAAGAGUUCAAUAAAUCUAUUAAAAUCACUUUUCAACGUAGAUGAUAUUAAAUUGCAACAAGAUGUGUUUAAGUAUAAAGAUAUAUCACUUGCAAAGCCAUUGCAUAGAGACAUUAAAGAAUUUCUUCAAUCAGGCAGAAAUCUUGAUACAUUCACAUCUGCAGAAGCUAGAUCUCAGUGUAAGGAACGUCAAAAGGCCAUGGCUGAUCAAUUAAUGUCAAAAUAUAAAAUUCCUGCCGAUUCCACACUAUUAUCAAUCCCACCAGUACCGCAAGGUGAACAAUAUUAUGUUCUACCCAAACCAGAAGAAUCAAGAUCACUAUUUUUUAUGUUAGCUAAACUUAUAGUUGGAUUGGAGAAACAAAUUGAUUAUUCAGAUCCAGAUAAACCAUAUUUAGGAAAAGCAUCAUUGGAUUUAAUUAGUGUUUGUGCUAGACUUUGGCUUAUAGAUUUCCCCACAAGAGUCGUAGCAAUAUAUACUGCAGGUCAUGACAAUAAUGCAUUUAUGGAUUCACCACAAUCUGAUUCUAAGAAAAUAUCACCUAUAAACAUGAUUGCAACCCAAAAAGUAUUCUCAGUAUGUAAGAAGAUCAUAACUGAUGCAGGAAUGGAAUGGGAAGAUAAAGAUCUUUGGGCAAUUGAAGAUCAACAAGGUUGGGUUUCGAAUUUGGCACAAACUUAUAAUCAAAUAUUUGUUUCAAUUCGUGAAAAUCUACUGUUGAUUUUUAAUACUGAAUCAAAACCGAAAUUUGGGCCCUUGUUGAUGUUUCUUGGUGAUUAUAUUGAAUCAGAUUCUUUAUUCCCCAAAAUAGAGGAAUCGGGAAUAACAAAAAAAUGGGAGAAACGACUUACGAAAUUCUUAUUAAAAGUUGCAGGAACUAGAUAUGGAGAAUACCUUGCCAAUUUACCAAGAGAUAAUACAUUAAGCGUAAUUCAUGUAUUUAACAUCUGUGAUUCUUUAGUUGGUGAUAUUAAGACAUUACAAAAACGAUAUAAGAAUCCUUUAUUAGGAUUUUUGAAUGUUUCAAGAACUGUAGCAGCUAUAACUACUGGUAUGUUUGCUAGUGAUGCAAAAGUGAUAUUAACCCAUAUCAAGAACUACGCAGCAAAGAAAGGAGAAUUCAUUCCAUAUGGAGAUGCAUUAGAAAUAUAUCAAUCAUUAAGUGAAAUUAGAGAUAUUCAUAAUCAAGUAACUCCCGCAGGAUCAAAAUUCCAAUUUGACUUAGAAGAAUUCUUUUUCCCAUUUCUUGAAGCUUGGAUCGAAGAAAGUAAUGAAAAGAUUCGUGAUAUUGUAAAGCAUGCAUUAGAAAGUGAUGCAUUUGUACCCAUUGAUCUUGGAGAUGAUGCGAAGAAGAACUCAAAUGCCGUUCUUGAUAUAUUUGUCAUAAUCAAACAAUAUCUUACUACUUUGAAAAAACAGAAUUGGUGUGAGGAAUUUCAAUUGGCGAAAGUAUAUACUACUUUGCUUAAAAGUAUUUCAAAUGGAGCAUUAUUUUAUUCCGAGGAAGUUACAGCUAUUAUUGCCCAGGAUUUAGAACCUCCGAAAGAAUUAAAUGAAGAUAAGGAUUUAAAUAAAGCUUCAAAUUGGUUAAAUGAGGUGAAGAAUGUCGUAUCAAAUAUCCAAAAUUUUACUCGACAUGAACCGGAAAUUGUCUACAAUUUCCAACCACGUACAUGUAUUGCAUUAAAUAACUUAUCAGCUAUGAUGAACAACUUGACAAAAUUAGAAGAAUGGCUUGAUCCUGAAUCAAUAUCGAAUUCAUUAUCCACCUAUGAUCCAAAUUCAAAAAGCAGAUACCUAAGUCAUGUUUUCACAUUACGUAUAAUCCGUGGAGAAAACCUCCGAUCCUCAGAAACUAGUGUUGGUUCCAGAGUAAAUCCAUAUGUCAGUCUAGUUGAUUUCAAAGCCAAGAAACUAAUUGGCAAAACCAGAUCACUUACCGGAGCAACUGAUCCUGAUUGGGAUGAAGAAUUUGAAAUCACUCUUCCGCCAAACACAACCCUUGAAUUAUCUACUUUGGUAUGGGAUGAGAAAUUUGCCCAACAUCAAUUAUGUGGCAAAGCAUUUCUUGAAUUAAAUCCUCGAAAAUUUAAACAUGAUGGUAUGCCUCAAGAAAUAUAUCUUGAUCUUGAUCUUCAAGGGAGAUUAGCCAUUGAAGUUGCUGUGGAAUCCGAAACUCAUGAUGCGAUAUUUGUGAUGGGAAGAGCAUAUCGAGCACUUAAACGGUCCCAAGAAAGGGCAAUUAAAUUAAUUGUGGAGAAGUUUUCCGGAUUUAUAGAGGAUUGUUUUUCAAGAGCAAAUUUGAAAUCUGUUUGUGGGAAAGGACAACCUUCAAAAGAAGAAUUUGAAAGUGCAAUUGAAAAUUUAUGUGAUUAUUUAAAUAUGAAUUUAAGUGUUUUAAAACAUUAUUUAACCGAUGAAAUAUUUAUGAAAGUAAUGGUCGAAACUUGGAAAGUUGUUGUAUCUAGAGCUGAUGAAUUAUUACUUCCAAAACUUUCAAAAGCAAAGAUUAAUGCAGAUAUAGUAGGGAAAGGUUGGCAAUCAAUGUCUUCAAAAUUCGCCACUGUAUCACUUGGGAUCCUUGGUAAUGAUGCCCCCUUAACUAUUAAUGAAUUAGAAACCGUGCUAGGUUGGCUCAAUUUAUUAGCAAGUUUCUUUCAUAACGAAGGUAAUGGUCCUCCCAUGGAAGAAUUAAAAACAGAUAAAUAUCAAUCAUUGCUUUUUAUUCCUACAUUAUACGAUCAACCUGAUGAAUAUUUAAUAGAGGAAGUUGAACAUUUAUCUCCAGCAUAUGCGCAAAUGCUUUCCAAUAGGAACAAUUUCGAUGUUUCGGAACCAUCUUCUGUCAAGCAGGGAUCAAGAAAACGAUCAGUUCUCAGAACUGAGAGUAUAUUAAGAUCAAAGACGAUUCUUGCCAAUGCGACAUCCAAAGCCAGAGCUCAAGCUGCCGAAGAAGCAAAAGAAAAUAGAGCUGAUCCUACCACCAACAAGAUUUUGAAAGAAGAUAUAAUAUUAAGAUUGUUAAUUGCAAGAGGAAGAAAAGAUUUUGUAUCACAAAGACUUAAUCAGAGAGCAAAAUUGGCAUAUAGCAUGGCGACGGAAAGACUAGCUAGAGCUGCAGCCGAGAGACGAUUUACGUAG
This is a messenger RNA of Hemisphaericaspora subhashii, 3816 nucleotides long. RefSeq lists its product as uncharacterized. The transcript has a single exon. NCBI's taxonomy places the organism in Eukaryota, Fungi, Ascomycota, Pichiomycetes, Serinales, Debaryomycetaceae. The record is from RefSeq and is a predicted model, not a curated record. The coding region runs from base 1 to 3816 and encodes 1271 amino acids.